Molecule: messenger RNA, 1894 nt
Organism: Oreochromis aureus
Lineage: Eukaryota; Metazoa; Chordata; Actinopteri; Cichliformes; Cichlidae
Gene: b3glcta
Product: beta 3-glucosyltransferase a
Exons: 15
Coding region: 257-1741 (494 amino acids)
Cellular component (GO): membrane
Molecular function (GO): acetylglucosaminyltransferase activity
Source: RefSeq, a predicted model, not a curated record
AAGCGUUUCUGUUUUUUCCACCAUCUGGCCGGGCAGCCUGUCAGCUGAGCUCAGUGAAUUCAUCCCGCCAGCAGAGCGCGUCCCUGCGCCUCGUACAGAAAGUGGAGAUGCCUCCUACCGGAGCACAGAUCUACUCCCCGUUUUCCGUGAAACUGUGAAAAGGAAAAGCCCAGUUGUUUGUUUUUUAACAGUCAGAAAGCUCAUGCUCUGCGAGCUUCCUCCACCACCUACACAGCUCAAAUAGGACUCUCCCAGGAUGCUGUCGAACAGCCCACACGUCGGUCACAAAGUGGCAGGCUGUUUGCUUUUCCUCUCUUUCUUUCACCUUGCUGCUGGCAGCUCAGGAAAAGACACAGAGAGCCAGGAUGAUUUGCACGUCAUUCACAACAAUCAGCUGGACCUGCGGGAGAUAGUGUUCGUCAUCCAGAGUCAAAGCAACACCUUCCAUGUGAGGCAGGCAGAAAGACGGAGAGAGGAUUUGCUCAAGCAGGCACGCGGUUUUACGGAGAAACAGCCGGUGGUUUUGCUUCUUCACGGUUUAUCAGAAAAUGAAGGCGACUGGAGCAUCCUUCCUCUGCUGCCUUACUUAUCGCAUUCCUUUGGGAAAAACUCUUCGUGGAUUGUAUUUCUUGAGGAAGAAACAAACGUGAAGUUGAUUGCCCUCAUCAAAGUCCUUGCAAAAGUUGACAAAAAUAAAGAGUGGUUUCUGGGUAAGCCCCUCUUUGAUGAGGAAUCGACCAUCAUCCAUCAUUAUGCCUUUGCAGAGAACCCCUCCAUCUUUAAAUAUCCAGACUUUGCUGCCUCUUGGGCCUUAAGCAUCCCCCUAGUUGUUCGGCUUGCAAAGAAAGUGAAAGAGGAGCCACUUAAAUCUGACUUCACUAUUGACCUUAAACAUGAGGUUGCCUUGUAUAUCUGGGACAAUGGGAAGGGUCCACAUCUCACUGCAGUUCCUGAGCUGUGUACUGUGCCAGAGGACUCUCCCCAGGCCAGCCACUGUGCAACCACUGUGAGCAAAAAGCCUCCACUGUGUGGGGACCCUGUAAAUAAAGAAGAUAUAUUUGUUGCUGUGAAAACAUGCAAGAAGUUUCACAGUGAAAGAGUGCCAGUGAUAAAAAAGACUUGGGAAAAGGACGCCUUAUUUUUGGAGUACUACAGCGAUCAUGCUGAUCCUUCAAUACCAACCAUUAAUUUAGGUGUUCCAAAUACUGAAAGGGGCCACUGUGGAAAAACAUUUGCAAUCCUUCAAAGAUUUCUAAGCAGCGCUGUGCCGGACACCAAAUGGCUCCUCAUUGUGGAUGAUGACACACUUAUCAGCAUCCCCAGACUGCAAGUCUUGCUGAGCUGUUAUGACUCCUCUGAACCAGUGAGUCUGGGGGAGCGAUACGGCUAUGGCUUGAGCCAAGGUGGCUACAGUUACAUAACAGGAGGUGGUGGUAUGGUGUUCAGCAGGAAAGCUGUGGUGCGACUUCUUAAGAGUGGCUGCAAGUGCUACAGCAAUGAUGCGCCAGAUGACAUGGUGCUGGGCAUGUGCCUCAAUGCUCUCGGACUUCCCGUCACACACAGUCCUCUCUUCCACCAGGCACGCCCAGAGGACUAUGCCAGAGACUUCCUCGCUCACCAGGUGCCCAUCUCUUUUCAUAAACACUGGAACAUUGACCCCAUUGCUGUCUUCAACAAAUGGCUUAAGGAUGACUUCACAGCAAGUCAAGAUGAACUGAAAAGUGCAAAAACAGAACUAUAAUGAAUUUAAGCACACAAACUAGCCUGUAUUAAUACUUUUAUAUGUAUAUACAGUGUGAGUGUGUUGAGUGAUGGGAAUAUUAUCAGUUCACAGAUGUAAAUGGUUUUUUUUUGUAAUGUUGAUGUUGAGCUGUUAUAAAGAAGGGCCAUGCGA